ACUUGGCUUUACCUAAGUAGGACUAGAAAAUCAAGGGUCCACUCGCUGCCUUCGCAGCUUCGAAAACACAUCAUAUGUGAACUCCCGACUUCAAUCCAGCACUCAAAAAGGACCCAGCGAAUGCCAACCGCGAUGCAAAUUAAACAGUCGGGGGGCGGGAGGGCGGUUUUACGGCCCGCAGCGGUAAGCGCCGUGACAUGCUUUGUGGCGGCAAGCCAUGCAUUCUUCUACGCGCUGGCACCAAUCUUCUGGCGUAUCGGGUACUGCGAUCGACUUUCUCAGACCAUAGCUGUCGCCGCAACAUGCCACUUGGUAUCUUUUGGGCGCAAAAAAGGGGGGCUUUAGCGACGGUACAAAUCAUGUGUCUCAAAGAAUCCAGUGUGCAUUUGCUAGUCCUCCAAACUCUUCAGCCCUCCAGACCUUCACGCGGGAUCUGACAUCUGGCACACUCACUGCUCUGCUACACUGCAACAAUUUUAGCCGUGGGAUGUUGUCUCUUUGUCUAAGCCGCUCUUAUUCUUCAAUCCGAGGACCACACCAAUUGUAUACCCCACUGAAGGAAAACCAAAUACGCUUACUGAGACUGCAUGCUGGCACACCGGACUCCCAGAUAGCAUGUCAGUUACACAUUGUCGAUCUUCUGGCAUAUGAAGACAUAGCAGCCGAAUCUAAGAUUGAGGGAUGGGAGCGAUUCGAUGCUAUCUCCUAUGUUUGGGGCGACCGCAAACAAGUAGUCGAAAUAAGUUGUGCGUCCUCUAUCUCACCGCCGAUUGCAUUUCCAGCCCUAAUCAGCCCAGGCGAUGGUGUUAGCAUCAGUGUCACAGCAAAUCUUGUGGACGCACUUCGUCGGUUCCGAGAUCCACUCAGAGCCCAGAUUAUCUGGGCAGAUGCACUCUGUAUCAAUCAAAGAGACAACUAUGAGCGUGCGGCGCAAGUCAAGCUGAUGGGUCUGAUCUACUUUAAGGCUCGUCGUGUACGGGUAUGGUUGGGUCAAGAUAACGAAAUUGAGGAACAAUACCAGGUCCACCACGCAAUUCAGCUUAUCAAAGAAUACAGUCGACUAUAUGAGUCUUGCCGCCCCGAUCCUGGCGGCCAGAAGCUUGGGGUACUCAGCAAAGGCCUCUUCAAGGACCCGGAAUCAAUGCAGCGCUCACACUGGGCGUCUUUGCGCCGGCUUCUCGAACGCCCAUGGUUCACACGAGUGUGGGUGGUACAAGAACUUGGUCUGUCGAGGUACGCCGAGUUCUACUGCGGGACGUACACCUUUAAUCGAAACGAGCUAGACAAUUUUGAACGUGUUCUAAUGCACUCGAAAACUGGUCUGAGCAUAUGGAACGAUCUCGACUUACAGAUAAUUCAUCUUGGGGAGGAUUAUUGGCGAUCCGCGUGGAGCAAUAUCCGCAUCGAACUCGGCGAAGACGCACAGGAAGCAGAAACCUUCUUUGACAUCCUUCGCUCUGCUCGCGGAUUGCAAUGCACGGAACGCAAAGAUCUAAUUUACGCUUUUCUUGGCCAUCCCUCUGCAUUUAAGCGUCAGCUUUGCGACGUCGAUCCAUACUUUUGGUAUCCUACAAAUUAUUACCAGAAUCGGCGAACGAUCAUCGCACCAAAUUACAGCACGUCAUACAGGUUUCCAGAGCUCUGUAAGGAUCUUGCGUUCGCAGCGAUCAAAGAGUUCAACAUUGGGCUUAAUGUACUGGCGAGCAUAGCCCACAGUGAGAGGACGAUUGAUCUGAAAGUCGCCUCUUGGAUACCUCGGUGGGAUCUCAUGGAUAAGCCAGCGAAAUUCUUGGGAAGCGGGAUAUAUUACGCAGCCUCAAAGGGGCUGUCUAACACAGCUUUCACGAUACGAACAUCGCGCAUAUCGCCAAUGCGUCCGAAGCUAUCAUUCAAAGCACUUCGUCUGGGGACAAUUUGGGUGGCACUGCGCCCUCCUACCACCGUAACACCCGAACAUCUCGCAAAAACACUGGCCGAACUACUGGGCGACAUACCUAGAAGGGGCGAUGUGAGUUAUAUAUCGCCACCGAGCAUAUCGUCGUAUCCCUACGAGGAUGCAUUCUUAACAGCGCUUGCGACAACCAUGACAGCAGGCCUUACCUCAGGCCCUGACAUGUACGCCGUACCAGCGGACGAGCAUACAGACCACCAUUUGAAUACCUUCAAAGCCUAUUAUCGACGACAACAGGCCAUCGAUGAAGACAGGUUACCAAAUCCGGAAGACGAUGAAGCUGCAGAUUUCUUCGCAGGCGAAUUGAAUCGGGCAGCUAGAUGGAGAGUCGUGUUCUUGACACGCAAUGGUCGCUUUGGCUUGGGCCCUGUGGUCUCAGACUUUCUCGAUGAGGUAUGGCUACCAAUGGGAGCUAAAAUGCCGUUCGUCCUCCGACCGACAGGUAGAGGUACCUACAAGCUCUUGGGUCAGGUAUUUAUCUACGGGAUCAUGAGAGGCGAAGCUGUACAAGGCAGGAGCGAGGUGGACUUCGAAUCAGUGGUGUUGGAGUAGCAGCCAUUGGGACCAUACCAAGGAUGCUAAAGGAACAGACCCAAUGCCAGUCUAUCUGGGGCUCUGCUGCGUGAUACAUCUUCAAGUCUGGUGUCAUGCUUCGCCCACAGUGCGUCAUAUUCUGCACCCGCGCUACCUGUAGGAAUUCUGCGACCCAUGUAAGGGUCGAAUACACAUGUGAUAUAUUAAAGUAAACAGUGGUAAGUGAGGGCAGUCGAAGGAGAUGGGAGAACAGGAACGUUAAAGGCUCUACGUGGUAGAUAUCGCGAUUGUCGUCAAUCCAGGUUCCGGAAGUUAGUCCCACAACUACCUUUCGAACGUUGCGAAAGCCUAUUGGCCAGGUGGAGAAGCACUCGUCGGGCGCUUACAACGCCUGAGAAACUCAUUGUCUCGCCCUUUGGUCUUCCCGAUAUCGCUGUUCCUCCCGAUGGAGUAAUUCUCAUAGUCACCAGACAUCUUUCUCGCGAUCUUCUUCAC
Molecule: messenger RNA, 2980 nt
Organism: Didymella exigua CBS 183.55
Lineage: Eukaryota; Fungi; Ascomycota; Dothideomycetes; Pleosporales; Didymellaceae
Exons: 1
Coding region: 488-2503 (671 amino acids)
Source: RefSeq, a predicted model, not a curated record